UGUCAUAAAUUGGGGACGGGGACUCUGCGGCGAGCCCAAAAUUGUGUUUUAAAAUAACAUAAAAAUAUUAUAAAACCAUGUCUUACAAAACAGAUUUGAAGCAAUUAAUAAAACCAUAUUACUGGUUUAACAUUCUGUUAAGUUUAUCUUACGUUACGUGUAAGCGUACGGGUUAUAUUUGUAACUUUUUAUUUCCAAGUGCCGACUGUGAGCUAGACAGCCGAGAAACGGAAAUCCUAUUUUUCUUGAUUAUAGUCGUUAUGUUAAGGACUAGGAAGGCGGGAAGCGUGACCAUGGUGAAUUAUCUUUCGUCUUCUUUCGUUUAUACGAAGAUUGCUAACUUAAUUCUAUGGUUUUAUGCUGAUAUUAGAUACGGUCUACCAUAUGGAGCCAUCCUCAUCCUUUCCGCCCUUCUACUCCCGGAACCAACAUAUAUGGGCCCAGAACACGUCACCUACUUCCGAGGCCCCCAAGUCCUAGAAGACGAGCUCAAACACCACAAGAAUACUACGUGGAUAGUCUGCCUGUAUGCGGCUUGGCAUCCAGCUUGUGUUAACUUUGCACCGGUGUUUGCGGAGCUGUCGGCGAGUUACGGGCUGGAUAACUUGAAGUUUGGGAAGCUUGACGUUGGAAGGUACCCAGAAUCAGCCACAAAGUACCGAGUACAGGACGGUCCGACCAGCAGACAGCUACCCACCGUGCUAGUCCUAGCAGACGGACAGGAGAAGAUGAGGAGGCCACAGGCUGACCACACUGGGAAGCUGCAGAAAUUCCUUUUCUCAAAAGACAACGUAAAAGCAGCAUUUGACCUCGACGGCAUUUAUCAAGAAUGCAAGAAGAAACUGGCCAACGCUAAGAACGUUAAAAAAGAUGAGUAGUACAAUAUAACGGUAGGAUAAUAGUUAUUUAUUGUAGUAGACACCUUAGAGCAUAUGACCAACUGGAGACGCCAAUGCCGUUAGACGUGUGAGAAUAAGGGUCCGUUCAAACAGACCGGCUCGGAGAGCAUCGGCGCGCAUUAUUCUUUUCACACAGACCGGAGCCGAUCGGCUGCGCGAGCAUUAAAGAGCAUGCAAUCGGUGCUGAACGUCAAGAAAAAGUACGCGACCGGAGCCGGUCGGCUCCUCUUAUUAUUUCACACAGAGCGCCUUCGAGCAUUCUUAAUGACAAAAGCAGUGCACAUCUACAAAAAUACUAAGUACUCGAUUUUCAACGUGUUAAGAAUUUGCUUAUACCUAUGACCAGCGGAGAUGUCAUAACACAAUAUCUCCUAAGAAAGUAGCGCGACAACAUGCGGGGCGAGGGGGACGAACGUUAAUGGCUCCGCCCAUUAUUCAAACUCGGCUGCAAGACAGCACUUUUGGAAAGUCAAGAAUUUACAAAAGACAGUCCUCAAAACGCCCGCCCUUCAACACUUCCUAUGUGUUUUUGCUGGGAAGAAUUGGCGCAACGAACUCCCCAGCAACACAUGUCUGUCCGAAAGUUAGAAGGACCUUAAACAUUGUUUGAUAUAUAAAUUUGUAUACAAUCACCAAUCAAUCAAGACCAAUCUCUGACAGAUUGGUUUUGAUUCGCCAAGGAACCCGAACGCCUCGUUAGUUGUAGUAAGUGAUCCCGGCUACCGCACGUUGCUUGACCUACAAGAAGGCGCCUGACCUACCUGCCUUAUGGCAUCUCUGCUAUCUUUCCUUCAUCCGAAUGUAUGAUUGAGCUGUCACUAUUUCUUUGCCUCGCAUUGAGACUUGGCGGUUCCAGUUGGUUCAAUGCUCUAAGCGUAGAAUUUAUAUUUAGGUAGAAAGCAACACCGCUGUUUUAUUUUACAAAUAAUUUACAGACAGCUGCAUUAAAUAUUAUAAAGGCGCGUACGCACGUACGAACACGAACAUAGCGAACACAAACACCAGACCCGAACAUUUGGUUCGUACGUAUGGACGGCAUAUUCGAACACGAACGCAAACAUAGUUCGAGUCGAGUUCGCGAACAACAGUCGUGAACUCUAUCUUAGUAGGUAGCCAUGACGCCGUUGGAAGUGCUCGAUUGUGAAGUCAUUAAAGUGCUUCGAACACCGUCCAUACAGAACACACUACAAGGAUCGCCGCGAACAUGUUUGACGAACAGAGUGUUCGAUGUUCGAUAGUGGUACGCACGUGCGAACCAAGUUGUUGCAUAUCAUGUAACGCAACAAAUUUGUUCGUGCGUGCGUACGCGGCUUAAGAGAGAAAUAUAAAUAAGGUUUUUCUACUUAUGGGGUGUAUCGUACCUAAUCAAAUUAAAUGCGUUAAUAUACCGGUUAAUACACGUUGAUUAGCACAAAGAAAAAGAAAUUAUUUUUUCAAACAAAGUAAAUAGGAUAAAAAUGUGCGAGAAUUAGAACAUCAUAUAAGAUUCAGUCAUUACAAACAACGGAAAAUCUCCCUUGAAAACUGACAAGCUGUCAACUGGUCAAAACAUUCGAUACUCCUAACUUUAUCGCUGCUUUACACAUGAUGUUGUAAAUUAUGAAAACGAAAAAUGACUCCUGUGGUUAAACCACUGAAUGGAUUAGGUUAUUUUUUUUACAAUUCGCCAUAGAAUAUCAUAAAGUAUAUGCGAUAGGAUUUAAUGUGAUUAGGUACGACACACCCGAUAUACUCAUUCAUAUUUUAUUUAAUAUUAUAUUGUCUUUGUUUUUCUAAUUUAAGAUUUGUGUGUUAAAUGUACCAAACAAAUUAUUUAUUAAGUUAAAAGAUGAAGGAUCUGAUAAUAAUAGUCAAUUUUUAACUAACAUUUAAAUUUAGCAUUUUUCACAAAUACAAGCUGUUGAUUUGCAUCCGUGCCAUAUUCAAGGACGUAAUUAUGCUAUUGAUUCUAAACCCAAAUGAACAAACAAAUUGGUACGUAAUUUUUUCGGAAAUCCGUCAAUGUCACCUAGCCGUAUUUAAACUCGUCGUGUGUGUUACUGGCCUUAAAACCGUGCUGCGCCCUCACACAAACACAAAGCAUACGCAACGAUCAUGAAAUUGGGUUACUUCUGAAAUACUACGACAUUACAAUGACAAAAAAAGCAGCGCAUAUUAGCUAUUUCUUAUCUACUGUAAUUCCAAUCGAUUAUUUACGUAUUUUAUGUCCUCCUCCUGAAAUAUUGCACAAAUGCAAACCAACACCGACAAGUUUGCAAUAUACAUAGUUUUUCUUUUAUUUAUACAUGUUUUUUUAAGAGUAAGCCUUAUAGGUUUUUAGGUAGCUAAAAAUGAAGUAUUUUAUGUGUUCAAAUCAGUGUAACUAGUCUGUAAAUAAAAUUAUGACACGCUUUUA
This is a messenger RNA of Helicoverpa armigera (cotton bollworm), 3294 nucleotides long. RefSeq names its product thioredoxin-related transmembrane protein 2 homolog. Bases 78 to 878 code for a protein of 266 amino acids. NCBI's taxonomy places the organism in Eukaryota, Metazoa, Arthropoda, Insecta, Lepidoptera, Noctuidae. The transcript has 4 exons. Gene Ontology annotation, molecular function: disulfide oxidoreductase activity. Gene Ontology annotation, cellular component: membrane-bounded organelle. The record is from RefSeq and is a predicted model, not a curated record.